Messenger RNA from Naegleria fowleri, 1890 nucleotides. RefSeq lists its product as uncharacterized. The record is from RefSeq and is a predicted model, not a curated record. Gene Ontology annotation, molecular function: N-acetyltransferase activity. The transcript has a single exon. Bases 1 to 1890 code for a protein of 629 amino acids. Lineage: Eukaryota; Heterolobosea; Eutetramitea; Acrasida; Naegleriidae.
AUGGAACAACCCCUUUCGUCUUCUCCAACACCAACCACGAGAGGUUAUACAGAGAAAGCAGUUACUGGUUCUUCUUCUCGGAAGAAGCAUACAACGAGUCCAAAGAAGCACUUGGCUUCACUCACGCUUCCUCACUAUUCUGUGAUCAUGAUGAACCACACCACGAAUGGCUAUCAUUACCAUGGAGAAUCUCCUCUUGAUUAUUACUAUGAUCAACAAGAACAGGGUUUCCAUCGUCAUACCACACGGACGACUGUUAGUAACAACAAUCAUCAUUCAAAAAGUUCAUCAUCCAACCAUCAAUCCCAUCAUCACGUAGAGAAAGAAGAACCUCUUCAUUCCUCUCUCGCUUUCCAUCCUCAACAACAACAAGAACAGCAACAACCUUCUCUCGUGAUGAUCAAUAACAAGCCUUUCAAUCAAUCCCAACAACCACCACAAGCUUUUUUGAAGAAUCAAAAAAAGAGCGUAAAUCUCUCCUCGCUUCCUCCAUCCUCAUCAUCAACAUUGUCGAUGAAGAAUUUUGGAAAUUCUUCAUCGUUGUCGUUGUCGUCGUCGUUAUCAACGCCGUUAACUUCAACCACACCUUUGUCAUUGUUCGUACCGAUAACGAAAACUGGAGUUGAAACUGUUGAUGUUACCACUAAUCAAGCUUCGUUUUCUCCAGUUUCGGAAAAGAACAAUUACCGUAUGGAUCAACAACAACCGCAAAACAGUGAUCUAGAGAGAUAUUUCGACAAUCAUCAUCAUGAUGGCCAUGACGGAGAUGAAUAUUAUGGAAACGAUGAGCAAGAUGAAGAUUUUAAUAUAAGGCCAAAUUCGAGCCAUUUCGAGGAUGACUUUCCAACAAGUUUUGAAAACGAGUACGAUCACGAUGAUGACAAUUAUCGACAAGAACAAGAGGACGACACUUCCUACUCUGAACAGUACAAUCUUAAAACAAUGCUUACCAAUGGUGACGAAAAACACCAAGAAGAACACAACUCUGAAAACCUUACUCCUGCCAAUGACAUGGACAGAACCUUUUACAAAUGCAAUGAUAAUGACACAAUAAUUAUUCGAUCUUACAAUUACAAGACGGAUGACAAACAAGUGAACAGGAUAUUUGUUGAAGGAAUUAAGUCCAUUGUACCCAGCUACUUACAAACCUUUUAUUUAUUUAUUCACUAUUUUGGAAUUGCUAAAGUUUUUUGUUUCCUGUCGCUGUUUUAUUUGGUGACUUUUGGAAUUCACGUGACAAUUUUGAAAAUGCUUUACGCCGAUGAGAAUGAUACAAUUGUUAAUGGACACCGCUAUUACUCACUCUUUGGACUGAAACUAUCUAACUCGACUUCAACCAUUUUGUAUUCGACUCUUUCCACUGUGAUAUUAUGUACGAGCACAAUCAUUCUUGUUCUUUGUGGCUUAUCCAAAUAUGUUGAUUACAGUGCAAGAUCAUACAUUUAUCAGUCAUUUAAAUAUAGUGACAUGGCUAACAUUAUGAAGUAUUACAUUUGGGAUGAAGACAACCAUUUCUGGGUCGCCGAGUUAGCUUCUACGGGUGAAAUUGUUGGAACUAUUGGUGUUAGAAAGAAACAAGAUUCAGAAGGCUGCGUUGAGCUGAAACGAAUGAGCGUGGCAAACUCAAUGAAACGAAAAGGAAUAGCGACAUUAAUGUUGAAUCACCUCAUUCAAUGGAGCAAAGAAAAAGGAUACAACACCAUCGUUCUUUCUACAAGCUCACUUCAAGUGGCAGCCGUGAAUUUUUACCAAAAGAACGGUUUCACUCUUGUCAAGCUGAAAAGACAUUCCAGAUUUUUACCAACAGCCCACCUGACCUUCGAAAAACAUUUAACUCAACUUAACUCAACACUCACUCCUCCCGAAUACAUCUCCACUAAACAUCAAUAA